Molecule: messenger RNA, 2430 nt
Organism: Ochotona princeps (American pika)
Lineage: Eukaryota; Metazoa; Chordata; Mammalia; Lagomorpha; Ochotonidae
Gene: JAZF1
Product: JAZF zinc finger 1
Exons: 6
Coding region: 159-890 (243 amino acids)
Cellular component (GO): nucleus
Source: RefSeq, a predicted model, not a curated record
UGCGCCUCGCUCUACCAGGAGGCGCAGUGUCCACGGGCCAGGAGGCUCUCGGCACAGCGCACGUAGCACGGGCCGCCGCCAAGGGCAGGCCGGGCGCGGUCAAGUUGUGGGUUGGGCGCUCCCAGAGCCGACACCAGGGGGGCUCUCGAUGUAGCACCAUGACAGGCAUCGCCGCCGCCUCCUUCUUCUCCAAUACCUGCCGCUUCGGGGGCUGCGGACUCCACUUCCCCACCCUGGCCGACCUCAUCGAGCACAUCGAGGACAACCACAUCGAUACCGAUCCACGUGUUUUAGAAAAACAAGAACUACAGCAGCCAACCUAUGUCGCCCUCAGUUACAUCAAUAGGUUCAUGACGGAUGCUGCCCGCCGAGAGCAAGAGUCCCUCAAAAGGAAGAUCCAGCCCAAGCUGUCGCUGACCCUGUCCAGCUCGGUGUCCCGAGGGAAUGUGUCCACUCCACCACGCCACAGCAGUGGCAGCCUUACUCCCCCUGUGACCCCGCCCAUCACCCCCUCCUCUUCCUUCCGCAGCAGCACACCAACAGGCAGUGAAUACGACGAGGAGGAGGUGGACUAUGAGGAGUCAGACAGUGAUGAGUCCUGGACCACCGAGAGCGCCAUCAGCUCGGAAGCCAUCCUCAGCUCCAUGUGCAUGAAUGGGGGCGAAGAGAAGCCUUUCGCCUGCCCGGUGCCAGGGUGCAAGAAGAGAUACAAGAAUGUGAAUGGAAUCAAGUACCAUGCUAAGAAUGGUCACAGAACACAGAUUCGUGUCCGCAAACCAUUCAAAUGUCGGUGUGGGAAGAGUUACAAGACAGCUCAGGGCCUGCGGCACCACACAAUCAACUUCCACCCCCCGGUGUCGGCUGAGAUCAUCAGGAAGAUGCAGCAAUAACCCGCUGGUUGUAACUGUGCCAAGAAAUCCUCACCAGCAGUUGCUGAUUUUGAAAACAGCCACCUUUUUUUCAGGGUAAGCACUCAGCAACCCUUUAAAGAAUUAAAUGCAUGCUUUAAACCUUUUCUGUAUUUUGGAAUGAUGUAUCUUUGUAGCGUUAAUGAUUUUGUACAUUUGCACAUGGAAUCAUCUACCCACUUUCAUUACUUUGAUGUAAGGUGCUAAACAAACAAGCUCCAGGUUCUUCAGCACAUUUCCCCCCAAAACAAACCCGAGGGCGGGCGUGUGGCAGAGCGCUCAGCUGCCUCGCAGUGGUAGCGCUGGGGGAGGAAGGGCCGGCACGUAGGUAUUUUUCCCAAGAUUGUAACGUGAUUGAAGUUGUUCAACACAUCAACUCACAUGUGUUCAAAACCAAAACAAUACCUUCAUUAUCAAGCUGUUACCAUGCCUUACAUGAUGCAGUUAGUAUUUGUGAGUAGAAAGACUUUAGGUAAUGGAACUAUAAAUAAGAAUGUCUAACAAUAUGCUAAAAAUAUUUUCAUAUUUAAAUAACAUACAUAAAAAGGUGUGCUUUCUGUGUUUUAUAUUAUCUAGCAGAAUCCUUUUUGCCCUUUCAAAAGCUGAAAAUCUUGCCAUCUGACUUACCAAUAAUGUUAGUGUUACAACCUGCAUUUUUGUAUGAAAGUCUGUCCAGUUCCCUCAUUAACAGUCGAGUGCCUGCUGGGUGCGAGAGGUUCAACUGACGCCUACUGUGAUCUGCGGACCAAGAUACCAGUGGAGUGCAAUCCUUUCCCUGAAAUCUGUUAGCAAACGCUUUGAAGUACUGAAGUGCAAAUUUUGUGUGUGAAGUUUAUUACAUCUUCAUCUCCAGCUGAAGCUUAAAGCACUUUGUAGUUCUCUAUUGCCAACUGCUUAUGUGUUGCCAAUUCUUGCAACCACUGCCCCUAACCAAUCUGCGGGUUGCAAAUCCAAGUUGGAAGCAUGCUGCAAAGAGGCACAUUUUCGUUAAGACCCCAACUGCCGCCUCUUCCCACUCAUUGUGUUGGAGACUCCUUAAAAGGCACUUUUCCCAUCACACUGUACAUGUCUGCAUCCUCCUUGCAAAUGUCUGUUUAGCUUUAUAAACAUUUUUGCUGAAAUAUGAAAAUGAGCCUUAUUGACAAUUAAGUGCUUCUUGCAGCAGGUGGUCAAAGAAAAGUGACUAAUAUGACCCAUAAGAGUAACUUACAUCUGGACCAUUCCUGAAGUUUUUCUCACCGACAGUACCAUCAUGCCUUGAGUGUUUUCUCCCAAGUGCUAUUCCUUACAUGAAAGAGUUUACCAGUUGCCUAAUUAUGCAAUAAAAAAACUGCUUGAGACAGCUAACCCCCCACAGGACAAACUGAAGAAACGCAAACUCAAGCUGCAUACCACUUUCUUCCCAUGUUCUCAUUUGACAAAAUUUACACAGAGCUGGGAAGCAGGAGUCCCCUCCGAGAGAUGACAACUCUGCUAGCCAGAUGGGUAGCUCCUGUGUCCCUAAGCCGCGAAUCCCUCAUGA